UCCACAAGUCUUCUCUUACUGAAGUAAAAGUAAAAAUCCCAAAAGGGUGAGGGGAAAACCAGAUUUUCCAUGGUUUCUUUGUUUCCUGUGCAAUUCCCUGUGGCUGAAAGAAAGAUGUCGGUAUGCUGACUGUCAAGGUUACUUUCAGUCACACCUGAGGCCAUUGGUUUUUUGUCAGCAGUUGGAGUCUUUGUUGUCUUGUUGGCACUGCUCUUCCUCUUCAUCAACAAAAAACUGUGCUUUGAAAAAGUCGGUGGACUCCCGUGUCUUGAACUGAAGCGAAAAAGAAAACGAGUACGAGAAAAAGCUGGAAUCCACAGAGGUCUUGCUCAGAACAAAGUAACUGGCAUGUUGACAGAUUAAAACGUCUGGAUCUUUACACAAUCAAGCAUUCUGCAAUCAAUUAGUCAUGGCUUCUGAAGAACUUCUGAGGAAGGGUCCAUUCACGCAGUCCUUCUCCGAUUGGAUGUCGCAGAUAUCUGAAUCAUUCCAACAAGCUGGGAGUUCCAUUUCCAACAGCUUUCUAAAUCUUCGUCAAGGUGCAUCCACUCAAACGUCAAACUCUGUGGUUUCAAAUCCCUCAACAAAUGCAGGGCCAGAGGAUCAGGAACAAGACCGAACCCUGAAAACUGACUCCGUUUUAGCCUCUGAUGAUGGUUCCCCGGGCGCAGAAAUUGAUCUACAGCCUGAAACUGUCACAGGGUUGGAAUCUUCAGAAUACCAAGCUGCUGAAAUGGGAUUGCACGAUAACGCAAGUGCAAUUGAUAGACUUCAGCCAGAUGCAUAUGAUUUUCAAGGUGAAGACAUGGGACAAGUCACUUCAAUUUCAUACAAUGGGAUAGAUUCAACAGAUGUAACUGUUGUAAAGGCCAGUAUGUAUAGCAGUGCCGAUUUUUAUGACAACGAGCGCCUGAAUUAUCUGACUGCUAUUCCAGAAGAAGAAGCAGAAAACCUCAAUCCUGAAGUCGGAUCUGAUCAUAACUAUGCCAAUGUGAAGUGUGAAGCAGAUUAUAAUGAAACUGAUGUGAAGUUUCAGGCAGUGAACAGCUAUGGGGAUGAUGAGGAGUUGACUACAUCUACAGACAGCGAUGAGGAAGUGAUCAAACAGUUUGAAUUCUCUGUGUCAAGGUCCCAGAGUUUCCGCUCUACAGUGUCAGAAAAGGUGACGCAGGCGGGUUUAGAGCGUAGGCAGAAAUUUAAUCGUUUACCUUCGAAUCACGAAGAGUACAGCACAGAGGCCUCUGAAGUCGAAGAUACAGAUAAACAGCAUCAGUUUAGCAUCCAAGGUAAUUGUUCUUAUCAAGAAGAUCAGUUAUCCAUGGGUUCAGGCACUGCGUCUGAGGGUGGAACAGGUCAUCCAAGGGCUUCAGAUGAAACAGCUGGAACUCUGGAUAAGAAUCAUGGGAAACAGCAAACUGAUGAGGGAAGUCCCGAUCAAGAGACCAACUUUGACAACCAGGCCUAUGAAGGAAAUGACCAAACAGAUAGUUCAUCAGCAUGGAGCCCAGAGGAGACAGAGGGAAAGCCAACAGUUCCUCAGCAACAGGACCCACCUGAGCCAAUUUCAAAAUGUGGAGACCUCUACCUCACAUUCAAUUACAAACCCUCCAACCACAAACUGGCUGUUACAAUAGUUACAGCUAAAAACAUCCCAGAUAAGGACCGCAGUGGGGCAAAUUUUUGGCAAGUUCAUACGGUCCUCUUGCCGGGCAAGAAGCAGCGUUCCAAAACCAAUGUACAGCGGGGACCUAUGCCAGUCUUCAACGAGACUUUUAGGUUUAAUAAGGUGGAGCCAGAGGACCUGCAUAAUCAUGCUCUCCGCUUUCGCCUGUAUGCAGUGAGGAAGAUGAAUCGAGUGAAAAUGAUGGGGGAGAAGUUGUUUUACCUCAGGAAUCUAAACCAGGAGGGAGAAAUGGAAGUUUCACUAGUUCUAGAGCCAAGGAGUAACAUAACAAGUGGAGAUUCACAGAUCAGCCUGUCUGCCAUCUCUCACAGUGACAGUGCUUCGUCUACACAGUCGCUUUCACAUGGUGGAACACCAGAACUACUUGUUGGAUUAUCUUACAAUGCCACGACAGGAAGACUUUCUGUUGAAGUAAUCAAAGGCAGUCACUUCCGAAACUUGGCUCUGAACAGACCACCUGACACCUAUGCGAAGCUCUCUCUCCUUAACUCAGUCGGACAGGAAAUGUCUCGGUGCAAGACUUCCAUUCGGCGUGGUCAGCCCAACCCAGUUUACAAGGAGACUUUCAUCUUUCAGGUGGCUCUUUUCCAGCUCUCUGAAGUCACAUUAAUGAUCUCAAUAUACAACCGACGUAGCAUGAAGCGCAAGGAAAUGAUUGGAUGGAUCUCCAUGGGUCAAAACAGCAGUGGCAAUGAGGAGCAAAAUCACUGGCUGGAGAUGAAGGAAUCCAAAAGCCAUCAAGUUUGCAGAUGGCACACAUUACUGGAAUCAUAAACACAGUAUCGCUAAUUAAAGACAGCUUAGUGGCCUUUUAUCCAGACAUCCUGAACAUUUUCACCAGUGCAACAGGCUUCUAUUGUACUUCAACAUUCAUGCCCUUCCUUAAAAUCUUAAAAUAGCCAAAUCAUUAAAGAAUAUCUUUAGUGAACAGCAAAUUGCUUAGCCAACAUAAGGAAUUCUUUCAGGGAUUUAAAAGCUAUUUACAUUAGCUCAGUGCCUGUGGAGGUGCAUUAUUGUGUCACUUUGAUAUGACAUCAACAAUGACAACAAAUCAGUAUUGAGGAUGAGCAGAUAGUACAAAGGAAUCACUGUUGCCAUAGCUAUAAAUGCAUGUCAUUUAAAUCUUUAAAUGGUCAAUACUUAUUGCAGCACCGUGCAUGCAGAAAUGAAUUGGCUUUUCAAACACUGUCUUCGUACAGAACAGCUUUCUUCAGUCUAUAAUUUACUGACAACUAAAGCUACAAACUAAUGCUGCUUAAAAACAAGUUUAGUAACCAAUAAAUCCAGAGUGAAGAAAAUGAACAGCAUCAUUCAAAGUGAAUCAGUAAGUAAAAUGGCUCAAUAAAAUGUUUCUUCCCCAGCAUAUUCCAAGUGGGCAUUCUCAAAAGGAGCCUUAAACUAGCUGUGAAUUAUUACAAAGUUCUCAUUGCAGGGAUGAGUACAUCAAUACACAUCAUCGAGGGCAUUUUCCACAAAUUGUAUGUUAUUUGUGGUUGCCCCUGUCAGUAAACAUUUUGAACUUUUUAUUCUUAAAUCUUCAGAACCAGGUAAGGGUUAACAGAGCACCGAAAGUGGAGCAGAUGAGGAGCUACAGAAGUGUAGAGAAUGGAGUGCUAAAGGCCCAUGUACAUUGGGACAUUUGUGGUAUUUUGUGGAGAGAUUUUGCUAAGGGCACACACAGAAGUAGAUGGGUUCAUGUAUAGGAAGGUCAAGAAUAGCUGGACAGCAAGCAAGAAAAUUAUCCAGAUUAUUUAUAAUUGGCACAACAGGAGUAUUGCGGUUAUGUGCCAUGGCAAAGAACCAAAACCUGAAAAUACCCCUCAAGCCACUCACUAUCUUAAGGACAAAAGGGUAACUAGGGAGAGAAUCGGGCCCCUCACAGAUCAGCAAGGCAG
This is a messenger RNA of Chiloscyllium plagiosum (whitespotted bambooshark), 3579 nucleotides long. It is a transcript of the gene syt16, whose product is annotated as synaptotagmin XVI. Gene Ontology annotation, molecular function: phospholipid binding. Lineage: Eukaryota; Metazoa; Chordata; Chondrichthyes; Orectolobiformes; Hemiscylliidae. The record is from RefSeq and is a predicted model, not a curated record.